Molecule: messenger RNA, 1667 nt
Organism: Mangifera indica (mango)
Lineage: Eukaryota; Viridiplantae; Streptophyta; Magnoliopsida; Sapindales; Anacardiaceae
Product: peroxisome biogenesis factor 10
Exons: 11
Coding region: 155-1279 (374 amino acids)
Biological process (GO): protein import into peroxisome matrix
Cellular component (GO): peroxisomal membrane
Molecular function (GO): zinc ion binding
Source: RefSeq, a predicted model, not a curated record
GAUGGGUGGGACUUUGGAUUUUUGAAAAGUUACCGGUAGGAGUUGUAAUUAAAAGAAACCUUGCGUGGUAAAAGGUUAUUUGGCCUGCUAUUUAUUCUAUACAGUUCCCUCGGCAGAACAACUACGGAGAGUCUUCGGUCAAGACAAGGGAGAGAUGGAGACCGGAGAGCCACGACGGUUUCCACUGGCAGCUCAGCCCGAAAUAAUGAGAGCUGCCGAGAAAGACGAGCAAUAUGCCUCCUUCAUCUACGAUGCCUGCCGCGACGCCUUUCGCCACCUCUUCGGCACAAGAGUCGCUGUAGCUUAUCAGAGUGAGACAAAACUUGUAGGGCAGAUGCUUUAUUAUGUAAUGACAACAGGUUCAGGACAGCAAACUCUGGGGGAGGAAUAUUGUGACAUAACUCAGGUUGUAGGUCCUCAUAGACUUCCUCCAACUCCAGCAAGGCGUCUGCUUUUUAUUGUAUACCAGACAGCAGUUCCUUAUAUUGCUGAAAGAAUCAGCUCUAGAGUAGCUUCACGUGGCAUACUUCUUGCUGAAUCUCAGUCUGAUGAGUUCAACCAAAGCAAUGCUCCUAAUAGCAGUCAAGCUCAAUCCUUGGAAAUGGUGGAAUUUCAAUCUCCCUCAACAUCAGGGAUGCCAGCUUCUUCAGUUUCAAGGUUUAAAGAGAAAUUUAAAAGACUCUGGUUAUCUGCAGUUCAAAGAUGGCCUACGAUGCUUCCUAUAGCACGGGAAAUUUUGCAAUUGGGUUUCCGCGCCAAUCUUAUGUUCUUCUACUUCGAAGGCCUAUAUUAUCAUAUAUCAAAACGUGCUGCCAGCAUUCGAUAUGUAUUCAUAGGAAAACCAAUGAAUCAAAGGCCUAGGUACCAAAUACUAGGUGUAUUCCUUUUGAUUCAGCUAUGUAUCAUCGCUGCUGAAGGUCUUCGGCGCAGCAAUUUAUCUUCUAUUGCAAGUUCAGUUCAUCAGACAACCUUGGGUUCCAACCAAACUACAGCAGGGCGAGGUUUGCCUGUCUUGAAUGAAGAAGGCAGUUUAAUAUCUAUGGAGACUGAGAGGGGGAGCUGGGUCGUAGAUUCCUCUUCAACUUCUGAGGCUACAACCACAGUCAGCAAAUGCACGCUUUGCCUGAGUAAUCGCCAGCAUCCAACAGCUACCCCUUGUGGUCAUGUAUUCUGCUGGAAUUGCAUUAUGGAGUGGUGCAAUGAAAAGCCAGAAUGCCCUCUCUGCCGUACUCCCAUAACACAUUCAAGCUUAGUUUGUCUGUAUCAUUCAGAUUUCUAGGAUGGUAAAUAAUUUACCAGCUGUUUGGAAGAAUACAAAUAACAAGCCACCAACUGGUUCCCUUCUUGAUGCCAAGUAUUGUGUAUCAAAUCUGGGGAAUGAGUUAGAAAUUAGAAAACAAAUCCCUUCUGGUAUUCACAUAGUUGUAAUUGCCUCAGAUUUUUUGCAAUGGCCACCACGUUUUCACAUAAUUUGCAAAUUGACAUAUCUGCCCUCUCUCCCGUCCUCUUUCUGCUAGAGUGCAGAAGGAAAUAGUUGCAUGAUGAGUUUGCUAAUGGAGCAAUGCUGUCUUUGCUGUUGACCAAGUUGUAGUGUAUUAAAAAAUUGUAAUUCUAUUAUUUAAUGCAAAUAAUUUUUGUUCAUUAUAAUCAUAGAAUUUGUUUCGAAA